Messenger RNA from Camelus dromedarius (Arabian camel), 2826 nucleotides. It is a transcript of the gene CCDC106, whose product is annotated as coiled-coil domain containing 106. The record is from RefSeq and is a predicted model, not a curated record. Bases 1373 to 2218 code for a protein of 281 amino acids. Gene Ontology annotation, cellular component: nucleoplasm. NCBI's taxonomy places the organism in Eukaryota, Metazoa, Chordata, Mammalia, Artiodactyla, Camelidae. The transcript has 6 exons.
UCUAGGCAGAGUGUUUUUAAACUUUUCUUUUUUUAAACCAUGAUCCAUUGUAAGAAACACGUUUUGUAUGGCAUCCCAGUAUACCGAUACACAAAACAUGCGAAACAAAAGUUUAACAAUAGUUAUCUCUGCCAUGUGUAGGCCUCAAUUUUUUUCCAUCUUUUUUUUUGAAACUGCUGAUUCCAGAUUUCAUUCAACUAUACGAAAUUCUCUGCACGUGAACCUGUAAUUUGAAAAAACCGAUCUAGGGCAGUGCCUCCCCCUGGACGUUUUGACCCAGGCUGGAUUUAUUCAUAAUGUGAAGUGGGUAGGAGUGUGGCCACAGCUUUCUAGGUGGCGCAGACACUUAGGUUUUCCCACUGCACGGUUGACGCAUUGCUCUCCUAAGGGCUGGCAAAAAUUCCAGAGCGCGGAUGUUACUGGGAGAAGAAAGGGCAGGUGGAGCUGGGCCCAGCGCUGCAUAAACAUCUGCCCUCUUAAUGAAUUUUCCUUGCGCGGCCGUUUUGUGCCAGGCGUUGUGCGGAGUCUCAUUUCUUCUUCCGACCUCUUUUUCGGCGGAAGAACAGAUCCGCUGUCUCUACUCCCACCGUCUGACUUCGGAUAACCCCAACAGUACCCAUCUGGAGCCUGACUACGGUCAGGCGCUGGGUUGAGCGUUUUGAGUGUGUCACAUCAUUGUAUCCUCACGACGAACCUAAAAGGGAUUAUAAUCUCGCUGCUUUACAGGUGAGUAGACUUGAGGCUGCGGAGGAGAAGCGGCCAGGGCUGGGAUCUAGGUCUCAGUGUUCCCAAGCCAGUUCUUAUUCACUAACACUGGGGUGACGGUGCCGAGGUGGGGAGGAUUGUGGUGGGGUUCUAGGUCUCUGUGUCCACGGAGGGGUAACUCAUUCCCCCACGAUCCUGGGAACCGAGGCUGCGCUGAUGCUCUGUGGGAGAUGAAGGAGGUCCACACUGGCCAGGUCCCAGGGUAUCGCCUAAGGCGAUUCUCCCAGUGCUUCAACUUUCCUGGCAGUUUCCUACAUUUCCCCGCUUCUCCCGGGCCGAUUCAGCGUACCGUCACUCACCCGGGGGACCCCCGGAGCCGCCAGCUCUCCAAGAAUUGGGAAUUUCGCGAUGUUCCCUGCCCAGGCUUUGCGGAGGGCGGGGGAGUGCUGCAAGGGGCCAUCGCGCAAGUGCGGCUCCGGUCUCCACCGCAAACGGCGGGCCUCACCUGGGGCCGGAGAUUCCCGGAGAAGGCACGCCAAUAGGCGGACCUGGCCGUCCUGGCGUCCUGGCCCUCCCGGUCGCCCGGCUCGGAGACUCGCCGCCCCUGCCGACCCGCCUGCGGUGCCCCUGAGGCGCUCAGCUGCUGGGGUCUGCAGGAGGCCACACCAUGAAUGACCGAAACAGCCGGAGGAGAACAGUGAAGAAGGACAAUGAGACCUUUGAGAUUUCCAUCCCCUUCGAUGAGACGCCCCACCUAGACCCACAGAUCUUUUACAGUCUGAGCCCCUCUCGGGGAAACUUCGAGGAGCCUCCGGAGCCUGCAUCCCCGACCGUGGCCCUGAUGAACGGUGUCAGGGCCCAGCUGCACAUGGCCCUGGAGAGGAAUUCCUGGCUGCAGAAGCGCAUUGAGGACUUGGAGGAGGAGAGGGACUUCCUGAGGUGUCAGCUGGACAAAUUCAUCUCCUCCGCCCGCAUGGAUGCAGAGGACCACUGCCGGGUAAAGCCUGGGCUCCGGAGGGUUGAGGGGGACGGCCGAGGUGGGGCUGGGGGUGAGGCCUCAGACCCGGAGUCGGCUGCCUCCUCGCUCAGUGGAGCGUCUGAAGAAGGCAGUAACAUCGAGAGGAAGAGGCAGAAGCAGAAAGGAGGCACCGGCCGGCGGCGAUUCUCGAAGCCCAAGGCCCGGGAGAGGCAGCGGGUGAAGGACGCCGACGGGGUGCUCUGCCGCUACAAGAAGAUCCUGGGCACCUUCCAGAAGCUGAAGAGUAUGUCUCGGGCCUUCGAGCACCACCGCGUGGACCGCAACACGGUGGCGCUGACCACGCCCAUCGCAGAGCUGCUCAUCGUGGCCCCCGAGAAGCUGGCGGAGGUGGGCGAGUUUGACCCUUCCAAGGAGCGUCUGCUGGAGUACUCUCGCCGCUGCUUCCUGGCCCUGGACGAUGAGACCCUCAAAAAGGUGCAGGCCCUCAAAAAGAGCAAGCUGCUGCUUCCCAUAACUUACCGCUUCAAGCGGUGAUCCCGCCCCGGCCCUGGUCCAGGACACGCCCUCCGGCCCCCAACUCCCUCCCCCUCCACCCGCCUGGCACCUGGUACCCCGAGCAAGCAAGCAAGCGCGUUCAAGAGUGGUGCACCCCUCACGAGGGUAUGGGGUAGAGUGGGUGGCUUGUUUCUGCGUGUGCCUCGCUCCCUCCCCUCCUGCGGACCGCCACUCCCACCCUAGGUACUCUGUGUAUAGAUUUGCCUUCCUUGCCUUCCCCAUUCCUAGCAUCUUCUCUUUCCUCAGCAUUCCCUGGGUUGAGGGGUGGAUAGAUCCUGACUUUGCCAGGCUCCCAAGAACUACUGUCCAGGGGCUGGUUUCUACCCUUUCUUCAACACUGGCACCCCCCCUCCCACUUGAGCAGCACCAUCCUGUCCUCACUGGGUCCUUCCUCCUGGGAAAACUGCGGGACUUUGCCGGCAGGGGCACUGUACAUCCGCCCCCAGCCCCGUAGAGAGGCUGGCCCACCUGCCCGCCCUGCAAGGAGCUCCCCACCCGCAUUCCGGGACCGCCCCAAGUCCAAGUGAGAUAGAGAAUUAUUCAGAGAAUUUAAAUUAAAAAGAGACGAUAAAAUUUGGAAUAAACUA